AUGGAGUUGGAGUCUCCCCAGCUGCUCGCUUCCCUCCUCGGCGCCGCUGCCGUGCGCUCUUCGCCGACGCCGGAGGCCAUCCGGCUGCCGAGCACGGCGGGGCACGCCCAGCAGGCCUGCGCCGCCGCGCCGGCGGACCCCGCCGUGUACGAGUACGACCGGCCGGUCAUUGGCAUCGUGACGCACCCGGGCGAUGGCACUUGCGAGAUGCGCACCCACGGCCCCGGCUCCUACAUCGCCGCCUCCUACGUCAAGUUCGUCCAGUCCGCCGGCGCCCGCGUCGUCCCGCUCCUCUACGACGAGCCCGAGGAGCGCCUCCUCGAGCUGCGUGCUUCGGAGGCUGCCUGCCAUAAAACUGGGUUUGGUGAAUGGCGUGCUGUUAACUGGUGGAUCACACAAGAAUGGUUCAUAUUUUGA
Molecule: messenger RNA, 417 nt
Organism: Miscanthus lutarioriparius
Lineage: Eukaryota; Viridiplantae; Streptophyta; Magnoliopsida; Poales; Poaceae
Source: the annotation of a GenBank genome assembly